Alnus glutinosa is the source of this 645-nucleotide messenger RNA. RefSeq lists its product as uncharacterized. The coding region runs from base 1 to 645 and encodes 214 amino acids. Lineage: Eukaryota; Viridiplantae; Streptophyta; Magnoliopsida; Fagales; Betulaceae. The transcript has 2 exons. The record is from RefSeq and is a predicted model, not a curated record.
AUGGCUGCAACAAAGGUGAGCCUCAAGCUUUUCAUUGACAAAAAGAGACAACGGGUUCUCUAUGCUGAAGCAGACAAGGAUUUUGUUGAUUUCUUAUUUAGCAUUUUCACUCUGCCUCUUGGAGUUGUCACUAGGCUUCUGAAAGAAGGAGGCGGCAUGGUAGGCAGCUGGCAAAGCCUCUACCAGAGCAUUGAAAAUCUUAGUGUAACUCACAUCAAUCGAGACAAAAGCAAAUUCUUCCUGUUAGAACCCAAAGUAUUCAUGCCUGGUGCUAAAGUCCCACUCCUAUUGCCAAACAUUGGCUCAACAUUCCUUCAAUUGUAUAGCUGUACACAGCAUUCUUCCAACGUUAAGUUUUGCAGUUUCGUGGCUAUCGACGAUAGUGCAAUUUGUCCUACGUGCCUCUGUAAGAUGGACCAGAACGUAAAAGUCUUCGAUCCACUAUGUGAAUUCAUGGAAUUUUGCACUAGUGCGGGAGGUUACGUGAAAUGGAAGGCUACAUACAUGGUGAUGGAUGAUCUGGAGGUGAAGGUCUUGUCCACCAGCUCUUUUUUCACUCUACUUAAGGAGUUUGAUGUCGAGGGAAUAGGGGCUAUUGAGGAGAAAGUGGUCGAUUUGGGCAUGGAUGAGUUACUCGCUGUUUAA